Messenger RNA from Coturnix japonica (Japanese quail), 10497 nucleotides. RefSeq names its product INSC spindle orientation adaptor protein (gene INSC). Lineage: Eukaryota; Metazoa; Chordata; Aves; Galliformes; Phasianidae. Gene Ontology annotation, molecular function: protein binding; cytoskeletal adaptor activity. The record is from RefSeq and is a predicted model, not a curated record. Gene Ontology annotation, cellular component: apical cortex. Gene Ontology annotation, biological process: establishment of mitotic spindle orientation; asymmetric cell division; regulation of asymmetric cell division.
UGAGCUGCUACAGGGUCUGGAUGAGAGGUAUGUGAGGUCCAAAUGAUGACAGAAGCUCCAACAUCAAUAUAUCUCCUGAUGGACCUUUUCAGCUGCCAAAAUGGCUGCAGGAGCUAUAGCUGUUCAGCCAUGUGCUCUUUGCCAAGUGGCAGAUGUCUUCCUGUUCCUAGAUCCAGCUGAGAUUUUGGUUCAUGAUCAUGCACCAGGACAUAGCUGCGCGCACUAAUAGAGCAUCAUUUUGAAAGAACCCAAGUGAAUUUACUGUGGCUCUUUCCAUAUAUUUAGAUCUAUUUUUCCUCCUCUUAGUGGAAUUCAUCUUCCUGAAAGCUUUCAUCAUCUGCAGUGUGAGAAGGGAGAACAGCUAAUGCUAUUGCUUCCAACACCAAGCACUGCCAAAAGCAACUGUUAGUAAGCAGUAGUAAAUUUUGGUAUCUACUGUCUAAACCAGCACUACCAUGUAUAAUUAGCAGAUUGAACAUCCUUCCAAGGUGGGUAGUUUAGCUAUGCUAGAGAAUUUGGGCCUUGCAUUUGUCUGUAUUGAACAGUGUCAGAGCUAUCUCAGAACACCUGAGCACUUCAAGCAUUUCAAGCUUGUUUUCACAUAUGUUGAGCACUGGCAAUUGUGGUCCAAGUUGGUUUUGCUCGUUACUUGUGACAAUUAAUUGAACCCUUCCCAUCUGCUGGGUGGGGUCUACAUGGCACAUAAAUUUUCUUCCUCUUUACUGUUCUAAUAGACACCACAUCCUUCCUUUAGUCUGCACAGAACUGACCUUUACUUAGGAUGUUCCUUUUCAAAUUCUCUUUUGCAGAAAACGCCCACAGAUCCUAGUACUUUUUUUUUUUUUUUUUUUCCAGCAAGUAUUAAUUUCAGUUUCUAAAUUUUGCCAAACUUUGCAGUACAUUUUCCAGGAUCUUUCAAUCCAUCCUUAGAGUUAUAAAAUGGCUUGCAACAAUUCUCCUUUCUUUUCUUGGCUUUUAUCACAAUUGUUGUUUUGCACCAAUUACCUCUUUGGCUGGGGCCGAACUGUGAUCCCAGCUAACUCAUUAGUGUCACCUCCAGAAAGGCAAAUGUUGUCUUUAAAUAUCUGAAUGUGUACCUUUGGGCAAGCGUUUUUCCUCUGUAUCUGAGAAAAUACUCUUAGAUCCCACACAGUGUUUUGUUACAAAGAUGUUGGCUGCCCACCAAAGAAGAUUACACUUGUAGUAGUCUGCCUUUUCUAUUUACUUCUGUUGUGUCACAAUUCUUCUUUUCAAUGGCUUUUCCUAAUAGUAUCUUGUCACAUUAGCAUAUGAAGCAAUUUGGCAUUGCAUUCACCUAUUCAGUCUUCUCCAAGGAGACUAAAUGACAGGGGAGUGUGGCUGUCUGGAGGUGAUGAUCACUUAUGGUGGAGUCAUGGGCACAACAUUCUUGAGUAGCUGCCAGCAAGGUUGUCUUGGGUGACUGCUCCCAGGAUUACAAUCUGAGUGCUUGAGAAGCCAGGAUGUCUCCUCCUCCUCCUCCUUCCCUCCAAGGACCUCGACUGCCUCCACCUCAGUAGAGCCCACUGACCUCUAUUCACUGCACAAUUAUCUGCCCUAAGUGUGGCUUUGCUGAGCUCAUACAUCAUGAUUUCAAGCAGCCUUUUUGUUAUUGUUUGUUUUUUUUUUUUUCUUUUUAAAAACCCAGUCAUUUGCUUAAUUUUUGUUCGCUGUCUUUCAGGCCACUUCUGCUCCAUAGAAGAAUGUUCACCUUAUGGCUAUUUAUACACUCUAGCAUCUUCAUAGCUUUGCAAACAAUCUGGAACUCCAAAUCAACAAUAUGGACAGCAUUAAUUUGCCCAUUACUCUGCUGACAUGCUUGAAAGGCUGUUAUAGGUCUCCACUGUCAUAGAGGGAGCCAAUUAUUCUAAUUAGCAUGUCCCUAAAUAGUUACAUAGAUAGUUUGUAAUUCCAUUUUUAGCUCAUGAUAUAACCAUGUUUUUGGAUUGAACGAACAUCAUAGUUAUUAGUGGGUAGAACUGGCCUGCUUUUACAAAUGAAUCCCAAGCAAGCACAUCACAGUGUUGGUGUAAUGACUUUUCUCUGUAAAUACUGGCAUUUAAUCUAUGGAAAAGUCCCAGUGGCUUUUUAGCACUUUGUAAGUCCUCCAAGACACUUCUGAGUAAGUUUCUAAGCAAGGUUUGUACUCUUAGUUAACACAGAUCAUUUCCUCCAAAGCUGGAAAGUUCUUCCAUAUCAUUUUAUAGUUAAAUAUACUAAGUGUUAAAUCAGUUAUAAAAAUAAGUAUUGAAUUAUGUUCCUAAUAUAAUGCAAGCAGAGAAUCAAAUGGAAAACAGAAACAGAUCUCAAUGCUGGAGUUGAAGAGAUAAAAUGAAAACCAUCCACUUACGGAAUUGACUUCUGAAAGAUGAUGGAAUAGCACCUUAAAAUAACAGCACUGAGACCUGUAGCAUGGGUAACUAAAGCCCCUCACGCUGCACCCUAUCUCUUGGAAACACAAGUAGCUGGAGGGGCCCACCCACAGAAAGAGCAGCCUAGGCAGCCACAAGGGUACCAAGACCUUUCUCAUACCAGUAUCCCUCCUCUUUUAAAGUUUUAUUAUCUGAGUGUUCCCUAUGUUUGCCAAAAAUAUGUUUUACGUGUGCCACUGUAAUGAUACAGCAGGUGGGAUCUGAAGUAGAGCCCCUCUAAACUGUGCAAAGAAAACUCCUUUCUCCUGGAGGCUGCAGGAUCUCUAUCUAUGGACAUCAGCCUUUUUUUUAUGCACACAUUCCCCCCUCCCAUGUUUUAAUCUCCUCUAAUCAGAAAUCCAGCCUCUCAUUUUGUGCACUUGGUGCUUUUUGCUGCAUACAAUUUGAUGAUCUUAUUUAACUUAUUGUAAUUAGGUCACAUCAUACAUGUCUCACAGUUCACUUCUUCCUCCAGAUAGGAAUACCCAUUUCCUAUAAUUUAAGUGACAUUUCCCAACUGAUAACAGUAUUCACAGAUGACCCCAAAUUGAUGAGAAUAUUCUCUGCAUCUCUAAGGCCCACACACGCUGCCAGGGAAGCAUAAAGCACCUGUAAUGUCUAUGAGAAUUCACACUAACAUUUUCAUGUUUUUGCUUCAGCCUCGGGUAAAAAAUAUAUCUGGCAAGAAGAGAGGGGAAGGCUUCCCACUUUCUGUUUUAGUAAGUUUUUAUUAACUGUGUGGAAAUUCUAACUAUAAAUAUGCUCAAGAAAGGGAGAGGCUUGUAAAUGCAACUUCCAGAUGCUAGAGGGCGUAGGAGACACAGAAAGUCUCCGGAGUAGCAGUUAAAAGAGGUUCGGGUGAGAUAUUUGCAGCAACAUUCGGUUCUUGAAAAGGAUGCUUGCUAAUGUUCAUGCUGAUUCUGCUGUCUUUCUGAAGAGAACAAGCCAGAAAGCAGAAGUAGCUUUCUAGAUUUUUGUUAGUUUUGCAGAUAGUCUAAAAAAACCCAACAAUUAUUUAUAGGGCUAUUGGUCUAAAUGAAGAUAUUAAUACAUGCUCCCAAUUUUUAUUUUUACUUUUACCAGAGCAGUUUAGUAAUGAGGGUAUGUUCUGAAAGAGCUCCUAUCAUUAGCCAUCAAAACAGAGAGCUACUACUGACAUUUAAUGAAAAAGGUGAAAGGUAAAUUCCUGGGCAUAGCGGUAUUUUCAGUGAGGAGAAGAACUAAAGGCUUCAGACUUGUCUGUCUGGUUUAGUCAAAAUAUUCAGUAAUGUUUCUUCAUCUCUACACAGAAUUUCUGUGCUAGUGAAAAUCCUGCUGUGUUUGGUGUUGCAGUCUACAAACCUACUAGUAUAAUACCUGCGUGAGGGGGGUUCUGGUAGAUGCUGUGCAGAACAGACCAAGAUUUUUUCUGUUAGCAUCUUGACAGAGUUCACAGGGCUUACCCUAAAUGUGUCAGAGGACAGGGCCACCAUAGUUGCUCCUUAGAAAACCUCUACAAAUAGCAGAAUGUUUUGUUAUCAGUUCAAAGUAAUGCAGCAAGAGACCUGAGCUUCCCAAACCUGUAAAGGAGAGAAGAUGUACAUAUUGAUAAGUUUAUGUUGGGUUUCUCUAGUCAGUUGAUGCCCCUCAAACCAAAUGUAUUGUCAGUUCAUAGGACUCCAAUAUUAAAGGGAAGGAUUCCCUUCAGCCACUGUGGACUCCUUCUUUUUCUCCAGAUUUUAUGCUCGAGGCCAGGUAUAGAUGCUGAAUGACAGAAAGAUAUUCUAGUAAACAAAACAGGACAGGUGGAGUAAUGAAACUCUACUGAAUUAUUCAUCGGGUCCUGAAUGAUGCAGAGAGAAUUAUUACAGUGAACAAUCACCCCCGAUGAGAGGAGCAGUGCAAGGAACAGCCCUGCAGUACAACUGACUUGUCUUCCCCAGGUAAGGAAAGGAACAAAAAAAUACAUCCAAGAACCAGUGCAUUCCAAUGAGUAAUUUUGACCUCUGAAGCAUUUUCCCAGCUUGCCUUUGGAAGUUGAGAAAUUGUACAACCUCAUCACAAUGAUGCCUGGCUUCCUUCUGAUGGUUGUUACUGCUGAGAGCUGUCAUACUACAUGAAAUUCCCUGAGAACAAGAGUAAAAAGACUGGAUCCUGUUAUGCCAGAGACUGUUACAGAAUGCAACGUGAGAGAUUUUGUGUCCCAAGGCCAUUUGCACCAUAAAGAAACUUGAAACAUCAGAGCCAAAAAGCAACAUCUUUUGUCUCCUGCAACAAAAUCUUUUCAGCUCUUCAGGCUUACUGAAUAUGUAAUCACAAACUGAUUGCGAUCUAUGGAGAAGAGUACACAAGGGGAUAAAUAUGGCUUUUAAGGGUGAGGACUACUUGGAUUCCCUUCCUUUACCUGUUCAGCGUAUGCAUUUAAUUCAGGUGGACUCUGUUCAGCGGUGGAUGGAAGACUUGAAGUUGAUGACAGACUGUGAAUGCAUGUGUAUUCUCCAGUCCAAGCCGAUCAGCGCUGAGAAGGAUGAGCAAAAUGAACUUAUCCUUUCCUCACAGUAUAGCACAAGCGAUAACUUACAGCUGCUAUUAAAAAGAGCUUGGAUAAUAAGCACAGAGCUGACCAGGAUUGCUCAAAAGUUGGAAAAGAGUAGAUGGCAAAGAGUCCACAGUAUGACAGUAAGAGUCAAUUGCCAUGUACGUUCCAUGAUAAAUGAAUAUAAUGCAUUUACCAGGAGUUUGUCAGAAGAAAUGAAUGAGCUGGAAAAACUCUUAAUAGACAAGUGUUCAGAGUUUACAGCAUUUACAGAAAGGUGCAUACAAAUAGAGGAUGAGCAGAUGCUGAGGUCUAUGAAAUCUUGUAUUAAUGAAACGCUCACUACCAUUGCUCAGUAUUUUGGGCAGUUGAUAGAGCUAGUUUUAACACACGAGGCACAGAACCUGCUGAGACAAAUAGAAUCGUCAGAUAGUGUGUACAUCACUGAAUCAGCAAUUAAUAGCUUAUUCGGCCUCACCCAGGAAGGUACUCAUCUGUGCCGUAUCAUAGCUAAGGAAGGAGGUGUCACUGCUCUCUUUAAGAUCUGUCGCCAGGAUUAUUUCAGGCGCCUUUAUCCCCAGACACUGAGAACAUUGGCAUCCAUUUGUUGUGUAGAGGAAGGGAUGCACCAGCUGGAAAAGGUAGAUGGAAUACUGUGCCUGGCUGACAUUCUUACUGAUAACACCCAUUCGGAAGCCACUCAUGCAGAAGCAGCGGCAGUAAUUGCACAGAUCACAUCUCCACAUCUCACAUUCACUCAACAUCUCAGCAGCUUUCUGGAAAAUAUGGAAGAAAUUGUUACAGCACUUGUUAAACUGUGCCAAGAAGCCUCAUCUGGUGAAGUUUUCCUGCUGGCUUCAGCAGCUCUUGCCAAUAUUACUUUCUUUGAUACCAUGGCUUGUGAAAUGUUGCUUCAGCUAAAUGCUAUGAAGAUUCUUCUAGCAGCGUGUUCAGACAAACGCAUAGUGGAUACUCCAUAUUCCCGAGAUCAGGUGGUAACAAUAUUGGCAAACAUGUCUGUCUUGGACCAAUGUGCUUCAGAAAUCAUUCAAGGAAAUGGUAUUCAGCUUUUAAUGGAAAUGCUCUUUGAAAGGUCAUCUUCAGGAAAUUCAGCAGAAGUUGCUGCUUGUGAGCGAGUUCAACAGAAAUCUGCAGUUACGCUGGCACGGCUCAGCCGGGAUCCUGAAGUGGCAGAUGCAGCUGUAAAACUCAGCUGUAUUCCUCGCCUAAUUAAACUUUGCAGAUCACCAACUGAAAGAAAUAACAGCGAUUCUGUUUUAGUAGCAUGCCUGGCAGCCUUACGAAGACUAGCAGUUAUGAGUCCGGAUGGACUUGAAGAUUCAGAUUUUCAGCAGCUAGUAAAGCCCAGGCUUGUGGAUUCCUUCCUACUGUGCACAAAUAUGGAAGAGAGCUUUGUAUAAAUGUGAGCCAAAAGCAAAAUCUUUGAAAAAGAGUCAAGAUAACACUUACAUAAUGAGAUAAUACAUACUCAGUUUUACUUAGAUUUAGUACUAUAGGUAUUUAUGACUAAUUUAUUUUAAAACCAUUAUCAUGUGGCUUGUGGACAAAGUUACGGAAUAGGCAAACUUAUUUCUGUGGUUUGUAAGUUAAAUUAAAAACAAAACAAAGUAAUAACACAAAAACUUCCUAUACUAGGACAUAUUAGGAGAUUUUAUCAUUGCAGCCUGACAGUUACUGUCAUGUUUAGUAGAACUGAGAGAAGGUAAAGAAGCCAAGAAUUUGGUGCUCUUAUUUUAAUGCUUCUAAUGGCAUCUUAUUGCUGAUGUUUUUCUGUAGUUAGAAUAUUUUUCAGUUUUUUCAGCAAAUGCAUUAGUCUGUUGCAUUUGCUUCAUCAAAAGAGGAACGAUGCUUAAGGCUGUAAGUAUAUACUUUGAUAUGAAUGGGAUGUUACUAAGUCCAGUUCCUCAUCAUUAUGUUUUUUAAUAGAGUUCUAAAGAUAUGUAAAUGAUUUUUUUCAGAAAUUUUUCAAAUAUUGGCUUGGCAUUAUGUUAGAGGGCAUUUCUAAGCUGCAGUGAAGGUGUGCUUCAUUAGCAGAUAUGUAAGUACAGACAACUUUUAUUUGCAUGUACUGAUAUUUUGUAAAGAAAUGAAAAGACUGUAGAAAAGUCUUCAUGAAAUCAAACCUAUCGUCAAUGUGAGAUUUAGGAUCAUUACACACUAAUAAUCUUCCCUCCUUUCCAAGCCUUCCAAGAAGUGGAAUACAGACAUGUAUUUAAUACUCAAUUUACUACUUUAAUGAAAAAUUUUGCUUGCAUACAUUAAAUAAUUAGAACAUAUAAUUGCAACUUGAAUUUCCUUUUUUUUUUUUAAGCUAGUCUUGUAUUUCUAAAACUGUGAAACAGGACUUCCAAGAACUCUUGGAGUUGAUACAAGAUGAUUUUAACAAUAGAUUACAAGAAAAACAAUAGAGUUACUUUUAAAAAGAGAUUUAUCUUUUUUCAUCAUGAAGCUAUAUGCAUUUACAAUUAGUCCUCUGGCAAUAUCCUGAGUGUUUAUUGCCCCAGCUUUGUGCAAAACAUUCUGUAAGUUAUGAAAGUAUGUGUUAUUUUUUCUUGAUGGUUUGCAUCCUUUGGUCUGGAUCAUUUUGUGAUUGAAAACUUUAGGGUGCUAGGACAUAUGCCAAAUAAAUAAGUACACUUCUUUACAGUACUUACUACAUAGAUAUCUUAAGCAACUUAAUUAAUGUUUAGUUAGAAUUAUGUGGUUUUUAGGUGACAGGCACAAGAAAAUUGCUACACUGUGUUUGCCUUCCAUGUUUUCAUUGUCUGAGGAAUCUCCCUUCCUUCAAGCAGUGGUAAAUAGUGACCACCUUUUCUUUUACUCUAGAAUAAUAGUGGUUUAAGAAAUUUCUGCCUUAUAUAUAUAUAUAUAUAUAUAUAUAUAUAUAAGAAGAUUAUAAUCUUCUUAGCAACCUCUUCAUCUAACUAUGAACUCUGUCUUAACUGCAGUUUUAAAAGAUUUAAAGACACACAAGAAUGUCUGAAGCAACUGUUCAAAGAUAACAGUGGAUCAGAUGUUUCACAAAUGUGAUUUCCUGGUAAGAGAAGAGAUGAAUUCUACUUUGUUUGCAUACUUUAAGGCAGCUCCCUAAAUGUCUGACAGUAAGACAUAUCGUACUGUAUAGCAUUCAAAUUAUCACACAAGUGACUGACAACAUUUUCUCCACAUAGCAGAAAUGUGUGUAUGCUUUAAAUAGUAGUAUCAAUAUUCUUCAUGUAAAACAGUGAACUCAAAACUUUUUCUAAGACCUUAUUAUGUUCAUUUCUUAUGUUGAUAAUCUUUAACAGAACACAAACUAUCAGAAGCUUUUGCUUAAUGCUGUGUUGAACGUCAUUCUGUUAACUGCAGCUAACAUUAGAAACUAUUUUUUGUAGACAGGGUAGAGUUUACCCCAUAAUAGAUGGUUUUAAAAUCACAUGAAAAAGAAAAAAAAAAUAAUUGUGGGGCAUGUACAUUCAGAAAAGAGCAGAGAUGAUCUCAUGAUCAAGGCAGUGGGGUUGCUUUAUGAUCACUAAAGCACCGUUGUGUAGUAAAAUUGGGAGCCCCAAAUUCAAUUUACACUGACCCUGCUUGGGAAGGUGGCAGUGGACUACAGAUGGUUAGUGCAAAUGUAACUGUCACUCUUGUGGAAAGGGUGUGUAGAAUGAUCAGACUCUUGGACAGUCAUUGCUCAUAGAUCAGAAUCAUAAAUAAAAACAGGGAAAUUUCAGUGCUUCCAAGGCAAAAGGACUAAUUUCUGGGUCUUCAGCAGUGCUGCUGGUUGUUGGUUGAUGGUUGCAUGCUUGUGUGCAUAUAUAUACACACCUAUGUAUAUAUGUAUACAUUUAUCCCUUAAUCUCCUUUUUCUCUCUUUUUCUCUCUCUCUCUCCUUUUUUUUUUUAAUAGAGGCAGGUUGUUCUAAAAGUGUUUUAUAUACAUAAAAAUAAUUUGAGAGCACAAUCAAAUGUAGCAGAAAAAAUAUAAUUUGGCUGCAACUGGAAAUCAGAACAGUGCUUUUCAGAAUAUAUAUAUAUAUAUAUAUAUACAUAUAUAUAUAUGUACAGUCUUUGUGUCAGUCUUUGGAAACAGAAAAAGAAAAUUAAUAUGCUAGGCAUGGGCACAGCAUCAGUUCUCAUGCCAAUGCAUCCUGCAGUCUAAGUCAAGGAUGUAAAAGCUCCAUAACAACCUGAUUAUUGUUCUUGUGAGACCUGACUUUUGCUUAUAGCAAUAGUGAGUAUAAUAGCACUGGACUCAGUCAUGUCUUAGCUAGGCAGGAAUUACUCAUUCCACUGAAAGUUGAAUUAGAAAUUAAUGAAAAGAAAUAAUCAUAAUAAUCAUGGAUAGUUUAUAAUGAUCUGUCCUGUAAAACUCUUUACAGGAUAUAUUGGUACAAUCAAAAAGGCGUUAUAUUUUCAGUACAGUGUCAAGUAAUUUAUUGUCCACGCAUGUAAAGUAAAUUAGUGUAGCUAUUAAGAAUAUGCCAUUAUGACCCAUAACAUUUUUCAAGCCAUUUCAAACAGGUCUCAAAAAAUAUUCAGUGAGCAGGCCAGUAGGAACAAAGGAGUCAACUUUGCUCUCAGGUACAACCAAAUUAAUUGACUUUACUACAAAUACUCUCUGUUUAUAAGGAUGUAGCCAUAAUUCUGAGUACAUAUUGCCUGUUUACUUGUAUUCAUAUUAUAAAUGUAGCUGUUUACAGAAAGAAAAUACACUUGAAUGAAUCUCAUAUUUGUAGGUGAAAAUAUAUAUAUUGAAAGAACCAGUUCAGAACCACUGUCACUUAACUGUCAUUGAAAACAUUUUUGCUAGGUCUGAAAUUUUCAUCUAAAGUUGUGCACUUUAUUUUUAUAUAUGCUAGAGCUUAUGGAAAAAUAGUCAUCCUGCUUCCUUUCUUCUUCAUUUAUUAAGAAUUUAAAAGUCGUUAUAAAUAUGAAAUAUCUUUUUUUUUCCUUUUUUUUUUUUUUCUUCUUUUUCUGAAAAGUUCUGGAUCAACAGUGUUUGCUUUGACAGUCAUUUUCAGUUUUUUACUUUUUGAAGUGUUUAUUUUAUGAAUAAAAAUGCUUAAUGUCAACAUAGUAUGAAACAAAAUACUUCAUGUCAAGAAUAUCACUGAAGUGUGCUGCCUGGUGUAUAAAAAUUAGGGCUCUGUUUAUAUCUAUUGUUAGUAGAGUAAGAAGUCAACUGUAAUAUCUAUAUAUAACCCAUAUAUGUGGACUCAUUACUCCAUAGAGAAUGUAUGUAAUUUGGGUAUUAGCUUAGUCAUCCUGGAAAUGGAAUGUUAUAAUUGCUGGAACUGUUUUAAUUUCAUCUAAAUUGUUCUGAAAAUUCUAGUUUUUGUAUGCUUUUAGAAAUGCUGGAUAAGUAUGUGGUAGACUACAGAAUUCUUAGUAAAUGAUUUAUGUUCCAAUGGCUUUGGACAGUGUGUUCUAUUUCUAGCUUUAUCUUCAACUGUUUAAUGAUUUAUGCAGCCGAGGCAAUUGUUUGUCGAAUAUAUUUUUUUUUCUCAGAUUUUUUUGUGUGUGUAUAUUUAAUACAUGAAUUAUUUGUGUGGUA